AUGAUCGAUCUAACCACCAUCUCAGAUCUUACUCUAACCGAAGGGGAAGUUCGUAUUGUACUUCGAAAUCUGGACGAAGAGAAAGCAACUGGUUCUGACAAAAUCCCAGCUGUAUUACUAAAAAACUGCGCGUCUAGUAUAGCUCCGUCAUUAUGUGAACUUUUCAACAAAAGUUUAUCGUCUGGUCAACUUCCGUCAGAAUGGAAGUUGUCUAAUGUUUGUCCAAUCCCAAAGAAAAGUCCACUUCAUGAAGUUUCCAAUUAUAGACCAAUUUCACUCCUAUCGUUAGUUUCGAAGGUAUUUGAACGGUGCAUCUACAAUAGAGUUAAAGAUCAUAUCUCCAGCAAACUGAAUGAGUUACAGUAUGGUUUCCAAAGAGGCAAGUCUACUACUUCCCAACUUUUACAUGUUCUUCACAAAAUUCAUAAAAUGCUUCAAAAAAGAUUCCAAGUUGACACAAUUUACCUCGACUUCGCGAAAGCAUUUGACAAAGUAAGUCAUGACCUUUUACUUGUGAAACUCCAUAACUUUGGCAUCAAAGGUAAUCUUCUUCGUUGGUUCAAAAAUUAUCUUUCUGGGCGUUUUCAAAGAGUCACUGUACAUGGUGUAACAUCUCAGCCGCUCCCAGUACUAUCCGGCGUUCCCCAAGGAUCAAUUCUUGGACAAAUCCUCUUUCUAAUCUACGUAAACGAUCUUCCCGAUAGCAUCUCCCAAGGUACUGCCGUGUCAAUAUUUGCUGAUGAUACUAAAUGUCAUCGCGCUGUUCGUAAUCUUCAAGACAGAGAAAUCCUACAAUCAGAUCUUAACAAUAUUACCUACUGGUGUCAAGACUGGAGGAUGGAUUUAAAUAAAUCCAAGUGUGGGCUACUUCAAUUUACUCGUUGUCUCCAACCUACUAUCAACCAGUACACAUUAGUUGACAUCCCAGUCAAACCAUUAACCUGUGUAAAAGAUCUUGGCGUAAGUAUCACCAAAGAUAUGAAGUGGAACCAGCACGUGCAGGACUUAUCCUCAAAAGCUAACAAAAUACUGGGUUUUAUCAAGAGAACAGCGUCCGGCAUUCAUUAUAAAAGAGUUCGAAAGAUACAGUACUUGACUAUCGUUCGAAGCCAGCUAGCUUACAGUAGUCAAGUGUGGGCACCCCAAACUGUCAACAACAUCCUAACGAUCGAACGGUUGCAGCGACGUGCAUCAAAAUUUAUUCUUUUGCUCCCGUACAAAACAUCUAUCUCGUAUAAGAAACGAUUGGCUACCUUCGGAAUCCUCCCUCUAUGUUACUGGCAUGAGUAUUUAGAUAUGGUGUAUCUUCACAAAUGCCUUAUAAAUGACUCUGACAGUAACAUAUCUAUAAAGAUCCCUUCACAAGAAACAAGGAAUACUAGUUCAACCAACGGCAUCCGACUUCAUGUAACCAAAAGUAAAACUGUUUCUUUUUAAAAUAGCUUUUACAUCAGAGCUGUUAAUGUGUGGAACACGCUUCUCAGCUUCAUAAGAAAUACCACCACAUCUCUAACUGCAUUUAAAUGUAAUGUAAUGAAAUAUUACGUAGAAUUAACCCAACAAAUUUAUGAUCCUGAAGAUCCAAGAACAUUUACUGUCGAUGCAAUGGAAGUGUUGAUAAAAUAUUGCACCAAUUCCUUCCUCAAGUUGAUCAAUUCAUUUGAUAGAAAAUUGAUCAACUUCCUGUUACUUUUAAAUAAGCCAAUUCGAUUUCGUUUCAGAACCGAUUGACCAGUAGGAAACGCACAGGAAGUAAAAAGAAAUUUGAAUUCGUAUGAAUUGAUCAACUUGAGGAAAUGAAUUCAUGCAAUAUUUUAUCAACACUUCCAUUGCAUGGACAGUAAGUCUGUUUGUAUUAAAUGUCACACCACUUGCCCACUAAUGAACUUAUCAACUCGAACAUGUUGCUAAAUUUAGUUUUUGUUCGUUUGUUCGUCAAUACGUUUGCUUUGUCUUCUUGUAUUUGUGUUUAAUUGCUAUGUUUGCUUUAAUUUUAAAAUAAUUAGAUAUACAAAAAGUUGUUCUUUUUUGGAACCCCGUUAUUGGAGAACUAUCUCUGUGUGGAAAUUCCAGUCAUUUAUAACCAUAGUACUCUAUAUAGAUCUAUUGCAAUGGCAAACUUGUAAAAUAAAUAAAAUAAAAUAAAUAAAACGUUUUGCGAAUCGUUUUUGAUUGAAUUUUACAUUAAAUCAACGCUUAUAUUACGUACAAUAACAUACCUAGCAUAUAUAUGUUUGGGAAAUUGAUCAUUUUGACAACACUUCAUGUUUGGAAUUCAGAGGCGAGGGUUUUGCAUGCAUGUAUUUUCUAGUAACUGCUAAAUACGGCGGUAGCUGCCAAUAAUAUGAACAAGCUUUCGUUGGCAGCGAUGCAACUACCUGGAAAAUAUAAGGAGAAUUUCGACGUUUCGAGCGAAGUCCCUUCGUCUGGAGUUACUAGCGGGGUAGAGAAAAGUCCAUGAGCUUUCAUAGAAUAGCCUGUGACUCUCGACGAUGCGCGGCGAGAGAACGUCUGUGAAUUGGAUAUUCCUUGUUCUGGUCACGUGGAUUUUCCACAGAUUUGUGGAAAGGCCUCUGAUUGGACAGUGCUUUAGUUGAAUAAUACAGGACAAAUGAAAAUAUUUCAUUGGUUAAUUGAUAAUUAGCAUGCGUUUAAAAUAGCAACACAAAAAUUUUUAAUUCAGAGAUUUCCCUCUGGGGCCGGUUGUUCAAAAGCCAGUUAACUUUAACCCAGGGUUAGCGCUAACCCUGGGUUAAAAUCCUUAACCCAGGGUUAGUUAACCCUGAGUUAAAACUGCGUUGUUCAAAGCUGGGUUAGAGGUCCGGUUAACUAACCCUGGGUUAAGACAUUUAACCUUAGGUUAAAAAGCGCGCGAAUUUUAAAAGUCUUACAAAAUGGCGGACGUUUCGGGAGAGAAACAAAGGGAAAAAAGGAAACUAAACUUUACUGUGACGAAAAUAGACACGUUGACCAUGCAGCAAAGUGCAUGAAAUUUUAGAUGUUUUGCAGUCAAAAUUAACAAAUGCAACAACAAAUCAAAGAAAGAACAAAAUGUGGGACGACAUAACUAAAGAAAUAAACGCGAUAGGAGUGGCAUACCGCACGGCAAGCGAAAUAAAAGAAAAAUGGGAAAGCUUGACGAGCUCCGCGAAGAAAAUGUUUGCCGACGUGAAUAGGCAGGUACGGAAAACUGGAGGUGGUCCUCCGCCUAAAGAGCCCACGGCGGUGGAAGAAAUAAUAAUGAAAAUAUUUGAAGAUACUCCUCUUUUUACCGGACUAGACGGCUUUGAGACAGGUACGAAGUAAAAUGCAUUUUUUACGUUAAUUUAAGGUACAAGUUUGGGCAAGUCUACACAAAUGACCGCACACUAGUUACCAGAGCACCCGCUCGUUUUGAUAUUUAUUCGACUUAAUUAAUUUACAAAACGAGAACGGCCAUAUUGCAAAGAAAAGAUGAGUUCAACAAAUAUAUACAGUAGAUUAAUUUUUGAAUUGCUGCACACUUUGAUUAUAAAUACAAUACCACAAAAUAUGUCGCCAAGUUCAGGAUUUAUUAUGUUGGCACAAAACUAAGAUAAGUAUACUUCUGUGUAAAUAUAAAUUUAACUGCAAAAACGUUGCCAAAACUGUGUAUUUUAUAGAUACCCUUGCAGUUUUUAAAGCAUAUUUUACGAACUAAAAGUACAUGUAUUAUCUUUCUUUAUUUUCAGACUUACAGGAUAGACAUUCCUUUGAAGGAUUCAACAUGCCCCCACUUGGCGACGAUAUCUUUCAUGAACAAGAAGACGAGGAGGAUGAUGAGGAUAAUUAUGAUCGUGUAACGGUAGAACAGCGUCCAAUACCACCCUCAUUCAUUCAGGACGAAAUAUUUGUUCCUAAUGCUUUACCUGUGCCAGCUACCUCUACCCCUGUCCUCCCUCCACCAAGAAGAAAAGAAAAACAGAGGAGAAUAACUAAUGAAGAUGUCCUAAAAUUACAAGCCGAAGUGCUGCAACACCACAAAGAG
This is a messenger RNA of Paramuricea clavata, 4006 nucleotides long. The record is from the annotation of a GenBank genome assembly. NCBI's taxonomy places the organism in Eukaryota, Metazoa, Cnidaria, Anthozoa, Malacalcyonacea, Plexauridae.